AUGGAAUACUUGCCAGAUGAACUUGCGCUCCAUAUCAUCUCAUACCUCGAACCCUCUGAACUCGCCAACCUCCAGCACGUGUCCCGCCGUUUCCUCAGCAUCUGCCGCGAUAACAAUCUAUGGAGGUCCCUGUGUUUCGCGCAUUCUGCUGCUGAGCGCCGCCGUCGCCGUCUCGAGUUGUCGACGGACAUUGACCCGCGACUUGCUGAGCUGAUCCGCGCUGCCGACACGCUCUCGACUACGUUUGACACGUCCGGUCACAACGCCGAUGCUCCCAGCGCUGAGAUACAGCAGGAGAGGGACAGAGAGAAGAGACGACAGGCCUUGAUCACCAACUGGGAUCCAAGCUAUCCCGAGGAGAAAGUCAAUUGGUACCAGGACUUUAUACAAAGGCAUGCCGAACAGCAAAUCGGUUGGUUCCAAGAUGCAGGGAGUGAGAGUAAGGAUGAUGGAGAGAUCAGGAGAGAUGCUACGGGUGCAGGCAUUUUGUUCGACCAUGAUGGGCUGGCGGAACACCUCAUUGCACCCCUCGACGACGGCAGUAUAAGCAUCUGGGAUGCUUCGGCAAGUAGCGAACGCUUCGGCAAGGUCGUUGCGAAGAGUGAUAUCGGUUUGCUACCCGACAAGAGCUCCGACUUGGACUAUGAUACGAGGGUUACACAAAGUCAAGCCAUCAUGACGGAAACAGGCGCUGUCGAGUGUGUGAGCAUCGAUAGCAAGCUGCACAAGGGCUUCUUCGCUGUCCAGAACAUGUUGAACGAGGUUGACCUCAAUGUUCUCAAGAUAGUGUCGAGGACCCCGUAUCCGUUUCCUAUAACAGCUCUGUCCGAAUCUCAUCACCAGACACCGCUGACGGUUGGAACAAAUUGGACGCUGCAUCUUCAUGACACUCGAAAGCCUCCCCAGGCCGCAUCUUCGGUACGAUGUGAGCUUAUCGGCGGCGCGACCGAUAUCUCUUUUUCCCGCCUUGAAACGGGGGACUUUGGCGGUCAUGUCUCACUCUCACAACCAGGCGCGCUUUCCAUUCUGCACCUACCUACAGCGCGCGAGUGGGACGGCAAUGGAGAUAUCUGGGUCGGCGGCCGAUUUACGAGCAUGCUCAACUUUGACCGCAGGUACUUCCCCCGGCUUCGCGGUACCGUGCACUCUGGCGCCCGACUUUCAUGCAUAACAGCUAUACCAUAUCCUUUUGUACCGCAAGACCUCCGACUUGGCCGACCGCACCCAUCGCCCGCGUUGCUGCGCGAAGUCAAGGCUAUCUCUGGCCACACUUUGAUUGCAGCAGGGGAGUAUAAAGGCAAAGGCUCACUUGAGCUGUACGGCCUGUCAAAUGAGCCAUCAUUAUCCAUUAACUCAAGCGAUAGCCGCACAACAAGUAACAGGAAUGCGUACUAUCAGAACAGGCAGACGGCCAGUAGCUCGAAGCUGCUUUCUGCUGCACCACAUGGUACCCGACUUGUCUUUUCAGAUGGCGACGGCAACAUGAAGUGGGUCGAGCGUGACGGCUCAACACCCGUCCGCCAAUUCAACAUUAACGACUUUCAACGCUCAUCCUCCGAGCCUGCACCACAAUCUCAACUUGUCAGUGCACAGCCAGAUACACAAGCCGGCUGGGGCGAUAUCGUGCAAAAGAUUCUGCCCACUGUGAAUCCAUCUUUGCUUUGCCCCCACUCUUCCUCAUCAACCGAAGCACUUGGUCUCGACAACUUGAUAUUGUGGACUGGGGACGGUAAGCUAGGCAUGGUGGGCUUUGGGCGUGACCCACCAUUUGAAAGGGAUGUGUUUGAAGACGCGCUUGAGCAGCAGGGUAAUGAUGCAGGGGAAAAGGUAAGAGAGAGGGAGUACAGUGCUGAGAUGAGGAGAGCGCUAGAGCAUCAAGCGAGAGAGUUGAGGUGGUUGAGAGGAUAUGGGCUGUAG
Messenger RNA from Bipolaris sorokiniana ND90Pr, 1917 nucleotides. RefSeq lists its product as uncharacterized. Bases 1 to 1917 code for a protein of 638 amino acids. Lineage: Eukaryota; Fungi; Ascomycota; Dothideomycetes; Pleosporales; Pleosporaceae. The transcript is spliced from 2 exons. Gene Ontology annotation, biological process: protein polyubiquitination. Gene Ontology annotation, molecular function: protein binding. The record is from RefSeq and is a predicted model, not a curated record.